Fraxinus pennsylvanica is the source of this 1332-nucleotide messenger RNA. The record is from the annotation of a GenBank genome assembly. Lineage: Eukaryota; Viridiplantae; Streptophyta; Magnoliopsida; Lamiales; Oleaceae.
AUGCUGAGAGCUAAUGGUGAUUGUUCACGUGAGACAUCCCAGGAGAGAAGGCGGAGAAGGAUUGAGAUAAGGCGGAAUGCUGCAGUCAUGGCAGCCAGUGGUGAGUCACUGUCCUUUACUCCAGGUGUUCAUCUCAGGCAGGGAGGGCCGAGUGUUGUUACUCACCAGGAUCCACAUCAGGGUGGUUCCAUGGAAAGAGCUGAUCCUUCUCCCAUUGUUCAUCACUGGCAGGGAAGCCAGGGUGUUGUUAUCCACCAGAACCGGCCGCAGGGUUAUUCCACCGCCCGGGCUUAUCCUUUGUCUAUGACAGGUUCUUCAGAGGAGGAUCCAGAUGAGGCAGCAGAGAGAAACUUGAAUCAUGUGCCUGGAGUUGUGAUUCCUGUGGUUGGAGCAGUAGCAGUUGCUGGGAUGCUACAGAGAAUGGAGGAUGCAGUGACUGUUCAGACCAACUUGUGCUCGCCAACCAUUAAUCAUUGCCAUCCAGUGCAUUUCUUUGGUGUUUUUGAUGGACAUGGAGGAGCUCAUGUGGCCAUAAUGUGCAGGGAAUGGAUGCAUGUGAUAUUGGAGGAAGAACUGAUGCGCUUGGAGUGCCCCAUACUACCAAGUUCAAGUGGCACUAGCAGCUCAAGGGCACCAGCACUAGGACAACCUGAUGUUGAAUGUAUUCUUAAAGAGGCAUGGACACAGGUGUUACAAAGGUGUUUCUCAAGAACAGAGGAGUUGGCAAUGAAUACGUGUCAAUGUGGGCGUGUGGGAUUCGAGUGCAGCUGCAACCAAAAUUGGUUGGUCUACUCAGGGUCUGCUGCGGUAGUGGUGGUUUUGACUGAUGAAUACAUUGUGGCAGCAAACUGUGGUGAUUCACGUGCCAUCCUCUGCUGCAGUGGGAGUGUUAUUCCACUCUCUGUUGAUCACAAGCCUAAUAGACCAGAUGAACUUGCUAGGAUAGAAGCAAGUGGAGGAUGUGUUUUUGUUUUGGAUGGUGCACCACGUGUUGGAGGGAUUCUGGCUAUGUCACGAGCAAUAGGAGACGGGUAUCUAAAACCUUCUGUGAUAUCGGUGCCUGAAAUCACUUUCAUAAGGAGGACUGAGGAACAAGAAUUUUUUAUUAUUGCAAGUGAUGGCCUGUGGGAUGUAAUGUCCAACGAGAUGACAUGUCACGUCGUCAGGCAGUGCCUAAGAGAAGAAAAUUCUGGACGAAAUAAAGGGCAUGGAUUACUCCCAUCCCUAUGUGCUUCAGCUGCAGGGUUACUGACUAACCUUGCCAUUGCCCGAGGAAGUGCCGACAAUAUUACUGUUGUAGUCGUUGAUUUGAAGAGGAUGGUGACGGCAUGA